AUGUUGUUCCGCGCUGCGGUCCGUCAGUCCGCGCCCUUGAGGCGUCAGGCCCUCACUCCUCUUGCUCGUCGCUCCGUCACCACCGACGCCGCCUCGUCGCAUGCUGAAAAUGUCCCCCAGGAGGAUGACAAGCCCUUCACUGUCCGCCUCUCCGACGAGAGCUUCGAGACCUACGAGAUCGACCCUCCCCCGUACACCCUGGAGAUCACCAAGAAGGAGCUCAAGCAGAUGUACUACGACAUGGUUUCGAUGAGACGCAUGGAGAUGGCCGCCGACCGUCUUUACAAGGAGAAGAAGAUCAGAGGUUUCUGCCACUUGUCUACCGGUCAGGAAGCCGUCGCCACCGGUAUCGAGCACGCUAUCACCCGCGACGACAAGGUCAUCACUGCCUACCGUUGCCACGGUUUCGCCAUGAUGCGCGGUGGUACCGUCCGCUCCAUCAUCGGUGAGCUGCUCGGUCGCCGUGAGGGUAUCGCCUACGGAAAGGGUGGUUCCAUGCACAUGUUCGCCCCCAACUUCUACGGCGGUAACGGUAUCGUCGGUGCCCAGGUCCCCGUCGGUGCUGGUCUCGCUUUCGCCCAGCAGUACAACGAGGAGCCCACCACCAGUAUCGUCCUCUACGGUGACGGUGCCUCCAACCAGGGUCAGGUCUUCGAGGCCUUCAACAUGGCCAAGCUGUGGAACCUCCCCGUUCUGUUCGGUUGUGAGAACAACAAGUACGGUAUGGGUACCUCCGCCGCUCGCUCCUCCGCCUUGACCGAGUACUACAAGCGUGGUCAGUACAUCCCUGGUAUCAAGGUCAACGGCAUGGACGUCCUGGCCACCAAGGCCGCCGUCAAGUACGGUAAGGACUGGGCCGUGGCCGGCAACGGCCCCCUGGUCUACGAGUACGUCACCUACCGUUACGGUGGUCACUCCAUGUCCGACCCCGGUACCACCUACCGUAGCCGUGAGGAGAUCCAGCGCAUGCGCAGCACCAACGACCCCAUCGCCGGUCUCAAGCAGAAGAUCCUCGACUGGAACGUCUGCUCCGAGGACGAGCUCAAGUCCCUCGACAAGGCCGCUCGUGCCCACGUCGACGAGGAGGUCGCCAUCGCCGAGAAGAUGCCCGCUCCCGAGAACACCUCCCGCAUUCUCUUCGAGGACAUCUACGUCCGUGGCUCCGAGCCCAAGUGGAUGCGUGGUCGCACUGUCGACGAGACCUUCUACUACUAG
This is a messenger RNA of Aspergillus niger, 1215 nucleotides long. RefSeq lists its product as uncharacterized. The record is from RefSeq and is a predicted model, not a curated record. The transcript has 4 exons. Gene Ontology annotation, biological process: pyruvate decarboxylation to acetyl-CoA. Lineage: Eukaryota; Fungi; Ascomycota; Eurotiomycetes; Eurotiales; Aspergillaceae. Gene Ontology annotation, molecular function: pyruvate dehydrogenase (acetyl-transferring) activity. Gene Ontology annotation, cellular component: intracellular membrane-bounded organelle. Bases 1 to 1215 code for a protein of 404 amino acids.